This is a messenger RNA of Gasterosteus aculeatus aculeatus (three-spined stickleback), 2579 nucleotides long. RefSeq names its product pinin, desmosome associated protein (gene pnn). Gene Ontology annotation, cellular component: catalytic step 2 spliceosome. Lineage: Eukaryota; Metazoa; Chordata; Actinopteri; Perciformes; Gasterosteidae. The record is from RefSeq and is a predicted model, not a curated record.
AGAAGAACCACGUGAUUCGCGCUAACUGGAUUCCAAGAUGGCGGUGGUAGUGCGGAGUCUGCAAGACCAGCUCGAAAAAGCAAAAGAAAGCCUGAAAAAUGUGGACGAUCAUAUUCGUAAAUUGACGGGACGUGACCCUAAUGAGUCAAGGCCGGGUCAGAACCGUCGGCUCGGCGGCCCCAUGGCAGGCCCGGGUGGAGGUAGAGGCAGGGGAUUGAACCUGCUCAGGCGCAGUCUCUCAGACAUGGGAAGCGGCGGCCCCCCUGCCAAGCAGAGGGACAUUGAAGGAGCUCUGCUGAGGUUGGCGGGGGACCAGAGGGCCAGGAGAGACGCGCGGCAGGACAGCGACGCUGACGAUGAUGACGACGACAAAAAGCCGGCGUUGCAAUCGUCCGUGGUAGCUACCUCCAAGGAGAGAACACGCAGGGACCUCAUCCAAGAUCAAACCAUGGAUGAGCGGGGCAAACAGAGGAACCGGCGUAUGUUCGGCCUGCUGAUGGGGACCCUGCAAAAGUUCAAACAAGAGUCCCACGUCUCCACAGAGAAGCAAAAGCGUCGUACGGAGAUCGAGCAGAAGCUCGAGGUUCAGGCUGAGGCUGAGAAAAAGAAGGCCGAGAGUGAUAAGAGAGAGCUGUUUGAAGAGCGGAGAGCCAAACAGACUGAGCUGAAACUGCUGGAACAGAAAGUGGAAUUAGCUCAGCUGCAAGAGGAGUGGAACAGCCACAACAAUCAUCUGGUGAAAUUCAUUCGUACAAAGACCAAGCCUCACAUCUUCUUUGUACCUGGAAAAAUUUGUUCCGCCACACAAAAACUCCUCGAUGACUCCACCAAGAAACUAAAUGCCGUGUUUGACGAGAGGCGCGAGGCUUUUACCGAACAUCUCAGCAAGAUGGAGGCCCGCCCCCGCAGGCAACCAAACCGCGACCAGGACGGACACAUGGCAGCGUCAGGGAUGGACCACUCGGCGGAGGGUAAGCCCACGGGUCAGGUAGUCAAGGGGACAGGUAACAAGGGGCAUGUAGAGAUGGAGGACGAGGAAGACGAGGAGGAUGAGGAGGACAGGGAAAAGAAGGGAGACAGAAAGGUGACAGCGGAGGACAACAAAGGGGAGGAAGUGUUGAAGAAGGACGAGGUGGAGAUGGUGGAGUUAAUUGAGGAGGAAGAGGAGGAGGAGGAUGAGAAGAAGGUAGGGGAGGAGGGGAUUAAAGACGUAGAGGUCAUGGGGCAGAAGGAGGAAAGCUCAGGGUCAGAGGAGAUGGAGGUGGGGGGUGGGCCAGAGCAGGUGGACAGGAGGGAGGGAAAGGAGGAAGAAACAUUUAGUGAGCAGGGGCCCACUGACCUCCAAAGUGAGAAGCGCCAGGACGCCCAGUCCUCUGAAGCAGCCGCAGCAAACCCGGGCCGCCAGCCCCAGCUCGGCCACACCGCGGGGGAGCCGGCAGUAAAGCCCUCCGAGAACACGGCGUCCGCUCCAACCCCAGAGCCCCAGGCGGCCCCCCCGCAGCCGGGGCAGGAUGUCAUCCCUGGCCCCGAGGUCCAAAACAGGGCACCAGAGAAGCCGGUUGUGGAGGAGAAACAAGGGGACGAGGCUCCCCAAAAACUGCCCGGUUCCCAGGAGGCACUCGGCGCCCCCCCGGCGCCCUCUAAGGGGGAGGACAGUGGGAGAGGGAGGCAGAAGGAAAAGGAGCCAAAGAAGAGUCGCGGCCACAGCAAAAGCUCGUCGUCUUCCUCCUCCGGCUCCUCCUCCAGCUCAGGCUCCUCAUCGUCCUCUGGGUCGAGCUCCUCCAGCUCGUCCUCGUCCUCGUCCUCAUCGUCCAGCAGCCGAAGUCGCAGCCGAGACGGCAGCAAGCGCAAGAGGAGGCCGUCUGACAAGGCCCGGGAUCGGAAAAAAGGAGAGGAGAAGGGUAACCGCAAGCGAGGAGGCAGGGACUCGAAGGGGCCCAAGGAGAAGGAGAAGAAGAAGAAGAGCGAGGAAGGAAGGCCCCGGUCGUCCCGUAGCGAUAGGGAGCAUAAAGAGAGAGACAGGAAGGACAAGAGGCGCUGAACGGGUGGAAAAUACGCUAUAACGUUUUUAAUUGAGCAUUUUCCCUUAAAAUGUCACAAAGGCCUUUUUGAGGUUUUAACAUGAUUAAUUAUUUUCUCAGUUUAGGGAUUUACAAGUUGAUGUCAAAAAGGAACUGAGAACCAUGGAUAUCUUGUUUUUAGAAUCAAACAGGUGCGACAGACAAAAUUAUUCGAGACUUCCUUUAGUUGUCAUUUUUGUCUUCGUUCCGACAUCUGAGUUAUGAAAAGCUCUUUGUGGCGAAGAUCGUUGAAUGUUAAGUUUCAUCUUAUUCGUGACGCCACAGGCUCGUGCAACGCGUCUCAUCGCACUAGUCGCUGUAACUUUAACUUGCACUAGUGAUUUCAAGUUGACAUGACGAUGCUGUUCAGCCUGUUUCCACCCUUUUGAUCAAUGUCAAGACGUGUAUCUUCACCACGUGGGCCUGUGUGUGUGAUUUAGCCCAAAAGCUGGUUUUUGAAAAUGUUUUUUCCAUUUUUUUUGUACCGUCAAAUUUGCUUCAAUUAAAAGGUGAAAUAUA